Messenger RNA from Vanrija pseudolonga, 1317 nucleotides. RefSeq names its product Translation machinery-associated protein 46. Gene Ontology annotation, molecular function: metal ion binding; mRNA binding. NCBI's taxonomy places the organism in Eukaryota, Fungi, Basidiomycota, Tremellomycetes, Trichosporonales, Trichosporonaceae. Gene Ontology annotation, cellular component: cytosol. Bases 175 to 1245 code for a protein of 356 amino acids. The transcript has 8 exons. Gene Ontology annotation, biological process: cytoplasmic translation. The record is from RefSeq and is a predicted model, not a curated record.
UCGAUACUCAUACCCAUCGCAUCAAAAGCUCUCACAGCACCAGGCAGCACACAGUCUGGCGAGAGCAACAACUAGGACGACAGGAAGAGACUUAGAUAGAGUCUACGAGAGCGACGCGCCGAGCGUACCCCUACACCAGCCAGCUCCACCACCCCACAUCGAAAUCCGCCCACCAUGCCGCCCAAGGGAAAGGUCAAGGAUGACAAGACCUUCGGCAUGAAGAACAAGAACAAGUCGUCCAAGGUCCAGAAGUUUGUCGCCCAGGUCGCGCAGCAGGAGGCCCAGGCGGGCAAGAACAAGGAGACUCUCGCCAAGCAGAAGCAGGCUGAGGAGCGUAAGAGGGCCAAGGAGGCCGAGGAGAACCGCAAGAAGAUGGAGGCGCAGCUCUUCAAGCCGGCCCAGAUUCAGAAGGUGCCCUUCGGCACUGACGGUAUGCUUGCCAGUCGCCAGCCCGAACUAACGCCCCAGGUCUUGUGUGUCUUCUUCAAGAGCGGCAACUGCGAGAAGGGCAACAAGUGCAAGUUCUCGCACGACCGCAAUGUUGAGCGCAAGAUUGAGAAGCUCAAUGUCUACGAGGAUGCCCGUGCCAAGGACGACAAGAAGGCCGACACGAUGGACACCUGGGACGACGACAAGCUCAAGGAUGUCGUCACGCAGAACGGCAAGAAGCAGAGGACGACCACAGAUAUUGUGUGCAAGUACUUCAUCCAGGCUAUCGAAGAUCGGAAGUACGGAUGGUUCUGGAUCUGCCCCAACGGCGGCGACUCGUGCAUGUACCGCCAUGCUCUGCCCCCAGGAUUCGUCCUCAAGAAGGACAAGAAGGACGACAAGAAGGAGGUCAUCUCAUUGGAGGAGUUUGUCGAGGUCGAGCGUCACAAGCUCAAGCCUCCUCUCACGCCCGUCACCCCCGAGACGUUCGCCGCGUGGAAGAAGAACAGGUUAGAGAAGAAGGCUGCCGAGGCCGAGGCGCUCGAGAAGGCCAAGGCUGCGUCGCGUGCCGCCGGCAAGGUCACGGGCAUGUCGGGCAAGGACAUGUUCGAGUUUGGCGGCGAGCUGUACGGCGACGAGGAGGACGCCGACGAGGAGGAGUGGGAUAUCUCGCGCAUGCUGGCGCGGUACCGCGAGGACGAGACGCGCCAGGACGACGAGGAGGACGGCCCGUCCAAGGGCGCGCGGGGAGAGGACGACGGCGAAGAGGACGAGGUCGAGGUGGUCGCGGAGGGCGUGGCCGCUGUUGCGGUUUAGGAGGCGGCGACCUUCCUUGUAGAUGUGGGCGGCCCCAGCCGCGCACUAGCAUGAUGUAUCCUUGCAUGGCGG